This is a messenger RNA of Oryzias latipes (Japanese medaka), 2771 nucleotides long. It is a transcript of the gene kifbp, whose product is annotated as kinesin family binding protein. Lineage: Eukaryota; Metazoa; Chordata; Actinopteri; Beloniformes; Adrianichthyidae. The record is from RefSeq and is a predicted model, not a curated record. Gene Ontology annotation, biological process: microtubule cytoskeleton organization; neuron projection maintenance; central nervous system projection neuron axonogenesis.
GUCUACCGCCGCAGAAGAAAACAAUUAUGGCGUCGUUCAGCAGUAACGAGUGGAAAGCUGUCUGCGCCAAAUUCACCAACGCCCUACAGCUCAGCGACGUAGAAUCACGAAACGACCCCGAAAACGACCCUUUCCGAUCCAAAUACAAGGCAAGGGAACUUCUGACAGAGAUAUACUGCUCGCUGAAGAACUUUGAAGCAGGAGAUGGCGAGGAGCACGACGACGGAGAGAGCAGCGAGCCGGAGCCGACGGAGGAGCCUCUGGACGGAGAGAAGCCGGUGGAUCUGGAUGCGUUCAGCCGGGGAUGGAGCAGCGACUCGCGCGCGGGGCUUCGAGCAGCCAGGCUCGCAGCUGUGGAGUAUUAUUUGGGCGUCAACCACGUGGACACAGAAGAGUUGUCCGCCGGGCAGGAGCAUCUGAUGAACUGCAUGAAGCAUCUGGGCAAAUGCAGAGUGUCAUCGGAGAACGUGUCGCUGUUCAUCCACGUCAGGAAUCAGCUGGGGAUCCUCUGGGCAGGCAGAGAUGAGACGGAGAAGUCCCAGGGCUUCCUUGAAACUGCAGAGUCCAUCUACCAACUUUACAUGAAGGAGAAUGGGAGUCCCCCUACAGACAUGACAGAGUACUUCUGCUCUGAGGAGAACCAGCUGACUCAUCAGGAAAGAACCAAGAAGUUUGAGCUGGCCUACACUCAUACUUUGUACUACCUUGCACAAGUGUAUCAAUAUUUUGGUGAAAAUGAGCGGGCGGCCAACUACUGCUACAGUACUCUGCAGAGGCAGCUGCAGUUAAACCAGUUCAAUCCAAUGGAGUGGGCUCUAAAUGCUGCCACACUGUCUCAAUACUACAUCACAAAGGGUCAGUACAUGGAAGGCCGACAUUGCCUUGCAGCAGCUACUGUCAUAUCAGGACUGGCUGGGGAGGUUCCCUCUGAGGCAGCAGCCCAGGAGAGUGAGGCGGAGAGGGACCGCAGGGAGCAGCUCAAGCAGAAGAGAUCAGAAAUUGCAAGAUGUUGGAUUAAAUAUUGCCUUAACCUUCUCAGAGAUGCAAAGAAGCUGCUGGAGGAUAACAUAGGUGAGCUGGAUACUGACCGCCAAGAUGAGCUGAGGAGAGCAAGAAGUCGAGAAGAGGAAGAGGAGGGCAGGAAGCAAGCUCUGCUGUUCGGCUCUGAGGACACUUUUGAUUCCAUUGCUAGUGUGGAAGAAAAGGUUUCCUAUUUGUUCCCUUUGGAUUUCACGGAGGCCAGAGCCAUCUUUCUAGUGGGACAGAAUUAUGUCAACCAGGCAAAGGAGCACUUCCAGAUGGAUGGGUUUGUGACAGACCACAUCGAGAUUUUGCAGGACCACAGCGCUCUGUUCCGGGCCCUGGCUUUCUUUGAGGAGGAUGUAGAGCGGCGCUGCAAAAUGCACAAAAGAAGAGUUGACAUGCUGGAACCCAUCUGUAACGACUUGAAUUCCCAGUACUACCUUUUAAUCCGCAGACAGCUGAUGUUUGAGCUGGCUGAGACCUACAAUGAAAUGAUGGAUCUGAAGCUAACUCUGGCCAACAGACAGGAAGAUUCUCAAUCUCUAGAUAACCAUACAAUUAAAAAGUUCAACCACCUGUGUUCCGCCUCUGCCAAGUACUUUCAGAUGUUCCUGGACUCCCUGUGUUCUCCUGAGGGGAAAAUUCCUGAGCACCUGGAGGAAGACGUCCUCCGACCGGCUCUGGUGGCUCGAUUCAGAGUUGCUCGACUGCAUAGCAAACUGAUCAGCUCCUCGCCGCCAGUUCAGCUGGACAACCUCAACAAAGCUCUAGAAAACUACAAGUAUGUGGUGCAGUAUUGUGAGGCCCACCCAGAGGCUGCAGCCGCUGCAGAGACGGAGCUGGAGUUGAGUAAGGAGAUGGUGGGCCUCCUCCCUUUGAAAAUCAAUCGGCUGAAAGCAAGGAUGGCUACGAACAACUAAAAAAGUGCUCCUUUUUGCUGCCUGGAGCUCUGCUGAAACAAUGUUUACCUGUUUUCAGUAGAAAGUCAGGGACUCUGUUUGGUCUGGUAACAAUUGUCCUUUUUCCUGUGAGCAUGCUGCUGAACCCAUUACAGGCUCUUUAACUUAUGUGCUCUUAACUGUCAUACAUAUUGUGAUUACAUGUCUGCUUGUGAUUGUUAAUAAAAAGAAUAUCUCACUCUUGUGACACUUAGAAAUUCUUAAGUGUUGGGGUUUGUGGACGGAUCUGAAUGGAUUGUAAACACUGAGACCUUUGUGAAGCUUUAAGGAUCAUUUUAACAGAUUUUCCGUAUGCUUUUCUUUUCCAUUUUCAGUUUUGCACUAUUAAAAUGUCUACUUUGAGCCUAUCCCAUAUAAAUAGACGGUACACAUAGUGGGGUUUUACUCAAAAUUCCCUUUUUCUACUAAGUUCUCCAUUUAACUAAAGUAGGUUAUUCAGCUACUUUCUGCACACAAGACUUCACAAGUGCAAUAAUAAUGGGACACUUCGAGGUAAAGAGCAGUAAAUGAUGUGCAAAUAUCUGCUUUCUCUGAAAUGAGAUGCCUGUGCUGCAAGUUCACAGAACAACAGUCAUUACAUGGACUUGACUCAGUUUUUAUCACAGCCUGCGUGAUGUGCUCAAAAUCCAUUCCAGUGUGUUUCUCUCACUGACGGUUGCCAGAAUUCAGUCUGUUUUGUGCAAAGCAGAUAUUGUGUAUAAUUUAAACCAAUGUUGUAAUCCUUUCUAAUACCAUAGUACCAAGAUGCAUUUCUUUUAGGUGUAUUAAAAAGCUGAAUGUGAAAUGGUA